AUGGUACCGCCAGGGGAACCGCACGGUACCUGCGCGCCGCAGGGCCGCCGCAGGGCCGCCGCAGCCCGCCCGCCGCUCCGCGCCUCCCGCGCCCCGCCGCGCGCCCAGCACUGCGCGUGCGCCGCGCUGCUCAUUGGCCGCUGCGCGCCCCUCCCCGCCCCGCCCCCGGCCGGGGCGGCUCCUCCCGGCGGGCGGGCCGGAGGGCGGCUGGGGCUGCCGUUCAGCUACCGCUCCCCUCGGCGGGAACGGCCGCCACCGUGCGCCGCCCCCUGCUCCCCAGCGCCUCCUCUCGGCUGGGCCGCGUUGCCCAACCCCUGGAUGAAAGGAUGUUAUCUAUCCCAUGCCAAGAGGGAACUGAGAGCAAUGAACAUAUGGCUGUUACUAUCAGCACUGGUGUAUUUGCAGCGAUGCCUGUCAACAUCCACCAGAGAGCAGGGCAGCUCCAAAACCCACAUCUUUUAUACUGUGGAAAUUGAUGGAGACAGCAACACAGCCAGCUUCUUGGCCAAACAACAUGGAAUGCAGUUCAUUUCAAAGCACUGGGAAAUGGAUGCAAAACCCCAUAAAUUUGCCAGAUGCUUGGUACCGGGUUCCUGCCAUACAUUUAAUCCCUCACUAUUUUUGCCCCUGAAAGGAGAAAAAAGAUCAAGAUAAAUUUGAAUUUGUUUUAAUUUAAAACAUAUUGCCGAGCUAAUAUAUGCAUGUAUAUUUUUUCUAUGAUUGUUAGAGGUGUUUGGCAAACUGAUGUCAGUGUAUGCAUGUGCAUGUAUUACGUACAUGGAAGGGCAUGUAGUGCAUGGUGCGCCAACUCGUUUAUUUCUAUUAAUUUACUAUGUAAAAUCCUCUGUAGCAGGUGGAAGUGAUGCCUCAAGACAGUUCAUGGUUUCUUAAGAGCAGUUUGACUUUAGGCACUUACACAUCAAACAUAUGAAGUCAGUUUCCUACAAUUUUUAAGUUGCUUUAUAAGAAGUAUUUUGCACCACUGAGAUCCAGCUCAGUUUUGAGGCUGCAUUAAUAAGCUGUUUUACUUUGUAAGUUCAUGUUAUGACAAAUUUAAACUCUGGAAUCUGGAUUUUAAGAGAGAAGUAUACUUUCAGAAGUAGAAGGAAGGAUUGCUUCACUUGAACAAUCGUUACCAUGUUUUAUAGUACUUCACUUAGAUGUUUAACAAUUAUAAUACUUUAUAUUUGUGUCACAUACUUCAUUCAAGACUGUAAAGAUUCCUUAACAAUUUAAAGUUUCACAGAAUUUCUGAACCAGGAUCAAUAUCACCAGAGCUGUGGGAUGUGAUUUCAACAAAUUUUACUCACAUGGAUUUUUGAAGUAACUAAAAAUAUUUACAGCCUUCUUUAUGUUCAGAAAACAGUUACAAACAAAAUUAAAUUAGG
Molecule: messenger RNA, 1388 nt
Organism: Cuculus canorus (common cuckoo)
Lineage: Eukaryota; Metazoa; Chordata; Aves; Cuculiformes; Cuculidae
Exons: 4
Coding region: 1-654 (217 amino acids)
Source: RefSeq, a predicted model, not a curated record